Penicillium atrosanguineum is the source of this 630-nucleotide messenger RNA. RefSeq lists its product as uncharacterized. The transcript has a single exon. Lineage: Eukaryota; Fungi; Ascomycota; Eurotiomycetes; Eurotiales; Aspergillaceae. Bases 1 to 630 code for a protein of 209 amino acids. The record is from RefSeq and is a predicted model, not a curated record.
AUGUCUGAUGUUACCAACUCGCGCACUCCGGCUUCGGGCCGGGGCCUGCAGCUGAACAAGAGACAGGAAGAGGCGUUGAUUCGAAUUUCCAAGGAGCGCCAGGGUACCAACUAUUUCAGCGAGCAUUCUAAGGCUUUCUGGCUUGAGAUUUCCAAACUUCUCUUGAAGGAGACCGGUCGUGUGUAUUCGUGGCAGUCUUGCCGGCGUCGCAUGACUGCAUGGGAAUCGCCUAUCAUGCGUGCUCCCUGUGUUCACCGGGAGAAGCCAUCUUAUCCUCGUGAAGAACUUGAGGAAGUUGAGGAAGAGGCUACCCAUUCCUCGGCCAUCACCAGGAGGAAUUCCAGCCCUCCCGUCUUGGAAGAGAGGGACAACGACCUGCCUCAUCCUCCAUUCAUCUUAAAACGCGCCAUGAACUCAACUGAGCACCCUGUUCAGCAGGAGAUCAUCGAUCUGCACUGCAACGUAAUCGACCUUGUGCAGUGUACCAUGACCUCUCUUGAGGCUCAGGUCAAAUGCCUGACCAACAUCCUCGCCACCAACAAGAACUCAUGUGAAGCUAUCACCGAUGCCCUCCACCUUCUGAAGGGGGAAGUCACCAAGGCCAUCAGCGAUUACGAACGCUCCAAUUAG